Anguilla anguilla (European eel) is the source of this 3913-nucleotide messenger RNA. It is a transcript of the gene ric8b, whose product is annotated as RIC8 guanine nucleotide exchange factor B. Gene Ontology annotation, biological process: G protein-coupled receptor signaling pathway. Gene Ontology annotation, cellular component: cytoplasm; plasma membrane. NCBI's taxonomy places the organism in Eukaryota, Metazoa, Chordata, Actinopteri, Anguilliformes, Anguillidae. The record is from RefSeq and is a predicted model, not a curated record. Gene Ontology annotation, molecular function: G-protein alpha-subunit binding; guanyl-nucleotide exchange factor activity.
AACCUAAAACAUAUAUACACCCUGCCUGAUGUCACAAGAUAUGAUGCGAUCAUAUAUCAAAAUAUUUCCUUAAACAAAUGACACUGUCUACGUGUCACAGCGAUACCACACACGGGACUAUAAAAUGAAAUACAUCCAAUUACUUUUGCUUGUUCGGAAUAUUGCAUCUGCGUGACGUUUCCUGGCCGGAGUUAAAGGGUGAAACCCAAAGGAGGAAGAGACCGUGAGUUAGCAUUAGCAGCAUUUGGGCAGGGAUUCCCCGGUUAGCCAGUCAACCAGUUUCCUGACAGGGAAAGGGGUUUAGUGCGAAUUGUGAGUUUAGUCAUCUACUGCCAUUUGAAGUACCGCUUCAUUAUUUUGUGAAAGAUGGAUCUGAAAUGCAUUUUGUCACAAAUGGAAAUGGACAAUGAGGAAGAAACCUCCCGGCUUCUCCAGCAGUACAACCGAGAGAAUAAUCGCACUUUCACAUUUGAACAGAAGGAAGAGGAGAAUAGAGUUAGGCUGUGCCAGUCCCUGCUGAGGGUUCUGGGGACGGCGGUGGGACGGGCCUGCCAGCGCACCUGCCUGGAGACGCUGCGCAUCCUGUCCCGGGACCGGCGGGUGCUGGGGCCCGUGGGCACCCGGGAGGGGGUGCUGCUGCUGGCGCGGCUGGCGGGCCUGCCCACCGCCCACGGGGAGGUGCUGGCCGAGAUGGGGGCGGAGCAGGAGGAGGAGCGGGAGGAGGAGCAGGAGCGCGUGGCGGUGGAGGCGCUGAAGUGCCUGUGCAACGUGGUGUUCAACAGCGCGGCGGCGCAGCAGGCGGGGGCGGAUGUGCGGCUGGCGGGGGGGCUCUGCGCCAGGCUGAGGGCCGACCGCGCCCCCCCCCACGAGGUGCGCCUCUUCUCCCUGCGCCUCCUCUUCCUGCUGUCGGCCCUGCGCACGGACGUGCGCGCCUCCCUGCGUGACGAGCUGCGUGCCCUCGGCCUGCUCACACAGGUGCUGGAGCGCACCCUGGACGUGCGCUGGGCGGGGCCCUACGAGGCCGCCGCCCCUGACCCACAGGCCCCGCCCAUCCCCGCGGAGGCCAGCGAGCGCGCCAUGGAAGCGCUCAAGGCCCUGUUCAACCUGACUCUGUCUGACACCACGGUGGAGGAUGGCGCUCACCAGCUCCGCCUCAUCUCUGCCAUCAUGCGCCACCUCCUGCUGCUCAGGGCUCAGACAGAGGAGAAAACAGAGGAGGCACACAGCCACGCUGUGAAUCUCCUGAGCAACCUGCCGGUGUCCUGCCUGGACGUGCUGAUUGACACGCCCGUGCGGGGGGGCCUCCCCGAGUAUGGGGGGAGGAACAUGGAGGUCGUGCAGGUGCUGCUGGACUUCAUGGAGAAGAGGAUAGACAAGGCGACAAACUAUAAGGAGGGGCUGACGCCCGUGCUCACCCUGCUGACUGAGGGGUCCCGGCACCACCGCGACAUCCGGAGGUACAUAAAGGCACAGGUCCUCCCCCCUCUGAAGGACGUGACCAACCGGCCGGAAGUGGGCACCACCGUGCGCAACAAGCUGGUGCGGCUCAUGACGCACGUGGACAUGGGCGUGAAGCAGAGCGCCGCCGAGUUCCUGUUCGUCCUGUGCAAGGAGAGCGUGGACAACCUGCUGAAGUACACGGGCUACGGCAACGCCGCGGGGCUGCUGGUGGCGCGCGGGCUGCUGGCCGGUGGCCGUGGCGACACCGAGUAUUCUGAGGACGAGGACUCCGACACCGAGGAGUACAAAGAGGCCAAACCCUUUAUUAACCCCAUCACCGGGCACAUCGAGGAGCCCAUGCCCAACCCCAUGGAGGAGAUGACCGAGGAGCAGAAGGAGUACGAGGCGCAGAAGCUGGUCAACAUGUUCGACAAGCUGUCCAGACACCAGUUCAUCACCCCGAUGGGAAUGAAGCCGGACGGCACUCUGGCACCCCUUCAGGAAGCAGUCAGCCAGUGCACCGUGGAAAGCUGCAGCUCCGAUUCAGACUAGCCCCGCCCACCACCUACAGGCCCCGCCCACUGCCCCGUUUGCCCCAGGUAUUCCAGACUGCCCCGGCCCCGCUGGUCCUCCAGGGGGAGCUGAUUUAGCCCCCAGCACUGCUUCUGGAUCAGCGUGAACAUGUAACUCUGACUUAGGGGGAAAGGACUUGGGCUGGCUGCACUGAUCCUGGAACUAUUGGGGGCUCAAAAUUCUGACAUUCCAGUGAGUCUGUAAGAAAAACAGGAAUUAAAUGUACUGACAGCAGUGGGAUCAGAAAUGGCACAUUAAACCACAGACAGGGUGUCAGUGAGCCCAGUCUGUGCUCUGAGAGACAUUAAACCACAGACAGGGUGUCAGUGAGCCCAGUCUGUGCUCUGAGAGACAUUAAACCACAGACAGGGUGUCAGUGAGCCCAGUCUGUGCUCUGAGAGACAUUAAACCACAGACAGGGUGUCAGUGAGCCCAGUCUGUGCUCUGAGAGACAUUAAACCACAGACAGGGUGUCAGUGAGCCCAGUCUGUGCUCUGAGAGACAUUAAACCACAGACAGGGUGUCAGUGAGCCCAGUCUGUGCUCUGAGAGACAUUAAACCACAGACAGGGUGUCAGUGAGCCUAGUCUGUGCUGAGAGUCUGUGAGGUCUUCAUGGUCAGAGUGGUGGAGGCAGAGCUGAUCUUAUUGCCUGCAUGUGCGUUUCUGUGCUUGGCUUUGGAAGCGGGCGGUUAAGCAGGGGACCCAGCGUGCGUUAGGGCCAAACCCUGCUCCCGCCGAGCCACUGCACGCCUCACAGGUCCGCAAGUACGGCAAGCGGCGUGGGACACUCUAACAGAUACGUGAAUAUUGUCUUUUUCCACUCUAAACGAGCAGGGAGAGCUCCCACAGCCUCCCCGCAAGGAUCAUUUUGAAUUCGGCCAACGCACUCACAAGUCACCUGGUAUUAACAGCCAGGUUAGUAUGGGGAGGACAUGUAAACGUUUGUGUGGGCGUCGGCUCGGUGAUGUCAUGAUCCGCAGGGGGUGUGUGUGUGCAGCUGGGAACCUGACGUUAAUAUCCAGUUACUCUGCCUUAUUUCUAUCUAACAACUUUCAGCUGAAAUUCUUUUUAUUUCAUUUUUUUUCUGAACUGUUUAUACUGAAGGAGCUGUGUAGUGUGCGGCCCUGGUCUGCAUGAAGCCUGAUGUGAACAGUUACUGAUCUCCAGUCUUUUAAAUAGAGGCACUUUUUAAUGAAAUGUCAGAUGCUUUGGUGUACAGAUAUUUUGCACGCACGUUUCGUCCAGGCACGCUGAUUGUGCUUGUUCAGUCCGGGGUUUUAAACGCAGGCUGGAUUCCUUUUCCUUGUAUAAGCCUGGUGUGCGUGUGUGUGUGUGUGUGCAUGUGCGUGUGUGCGCGCGCGUGUGCGUGCGUACAUGUGUGCGUGUGUGCGUGCGUGCGUGCGUGUGUGUGCGUGCGUACAUGUGUGUGUGUGUGCGUGCGUGUGUGUGUGUGCGUGUGUGUGUGCGUGUGCGUGCGUGUGUGUGUGUGCGUGUGUGUGUGUGUGUGCGUGUGUGUGCGCACAUCCAGCACGAGUCCGGCUCAGUUUAGCUCUGAACUGUACACCUUGUCCACAAGAUGUUUUUAACGUGACAGCUGAAGGUUUUGGGCAGUGUGUAGAACAGAUGUUUAGAGCAGAGGCUCCUGCUUGCUCACGCUCUCAUGAAGCCAAAGCAAUGUGUCUGUGUGAGGAGAGAAAGCAGGACCCGCGGGAGGCGGCCGCUGUCUUUGCCUGCUCAGAAACGCAGGAGUACUUGCUGAUUAGCUGCUCUGCUACGUGGAGGAAUGCUGGGGGUAGUAAUGGUGAUAUUGAUACGUGGUGUGCAAUCAUUUUUCUUAUUUGUGUGCUCAAUUUGAUAGUAUUUCUUUUCCAUUAAAUAGAGCUAUACUACUGAAAUAUA